This is a messenger RNA of Cucurbita moschata (crookneck pumpkin), 1335 nucleotides long. RefSeq names its product arginine and glutamate-rich protein 1-like. The record is from RefSeq and is a predicted model, not a curated record. Bases 1 to 1335 code for a protein of 444 amino acids. The transcript is spliced from 4 exons. Lineage: Eukaryota; Viridiplantae; Streptophyta; Magnoliopsida; Cucurbitales; Cucurbitaceae. Gene Ontology annotation, cellular component: nucleoplasm; mitochondrion. Gene Ontology annotation, molecular function: DNA binding; cadherin binding.
AUGUCUACUGCUAAUGACAUGAGGAAUUGCAGAGAAGAUAUGUCGGAUGUCAAAAUUGUUGAGAAAAUACUUCGAAGUCUCAUCGAUAAAUUCAACUUCGUAGUAUGCUCAAUUAAAGAAUCCAAGGACAUUGACCAAUUAACAGUCGAUGAAUUACAAGCAUCUUUGCUUGUACAUGAACAAAAGGUGAUUGAUAAGAGGAGUGAAGAGCAGGUUCUGCAGGUGGAGAAUGUACCAAGGUAUGGACAAGGAAGAGGUAGAGAGACAUUUCAGAGAGGAAGAGGUUACUCUAGAGGACGGGGAAGAGGGGACAAAACAAGCUUGAUGAAAGUUUCAAACACACUGUCAGGUUCGGAAAUAACUCAAAAUUGGCAGUUGAAGGAAGAGGCAGUGUCAGAUUCGAAGUUGAAGAAUGUGGCGACGGAGGUAGCAAAAGCAGAGGAGAUAAAAGAGAAGGAGGCCACCUAUGACGGCAAAAAGAAGUUAGAAGAAGAUGCAGCUAGGAGGAUGGAAGAAUUAAUUCAGAAGAAUGUUGAAGAAAGGCUAAACUCUAAAGAGACUAGAUUAGAAAUACAGAGGCGAAUAGAGGAAGGUCACAAGAAGUUGUUUGAUGAUGUUGAUGUGCAGCUUGAGAAGAGAAAGAAGCCACUCUUACUGCUACAAGACAAAAAUAAGAACAAGCACGAAAAGAGAGAAGAGCUAGAUAAAAUGCUGGAAGAGAAUAGGAGAAGGGUACAAAAAGCUAAGCGACAAUUAGCUCCGAAGCUGCAGCGGAUGGAAGAAGAACAAUAUUGUGAGCUCGAGUUGAUUCAGAGACAAAAAAAGGAGGUAGCUCGAAGAACUAAGCUAGAUGAUAAAAGUUUGAGUUAUGUUUUGCUGGGAGUUAGUGAAGAGUCGAAAGCUUACAGACUUUAUGAUAUAGAAGCGGCAGAUGAAAAUACUGCAAAGGAAAAUAUUUCCUCGGGCUCUUUAGUUGAAGCAAGCUCUCCUAGCUCAAAUAAGAUGGAAAACAAUAGCACAACUGGAUGUGCAAGUAGCUUUAGUAAUUAUAAUGCAUUGAAGCCACCAUUGGCUGCACAAUUUGAAUUUAAGAAGAAGAAACCUAGUAGAUCAAUCGUGUGGGAUCACUUUACAAUAUUAGAAAACAAUAAUAAGAGGUGCAAGUGUAACUAUUGUUCUAAGGAGUAUGCUUGUGAUACUAAUUCUUGUGGAACUAGCACGUUAUGGAAGCACUUAAAAAAUCAAUGUAGAAAGUACACAUAUAAGGUGGAGGAGAAAGGACAAACCACUCUAAGUUUUCAACUUUCAAAAGAUGGAAAUGGUGGUAGUAAUUAA